CCAGGUGGCUGCACAUUCCGCUGUACCAUGCCGAGCGUGCCUGGGCGUACGCGAUGGAGCUGAAGCACGCGACCGACGGUCCGACAACUAGGAUGAGGUUUCACCUGCUGAAGCGGUUACAGAAGGCCGCCAAGCUUGCGGACAAGUUUGCGGCGCUCUGCGCACAGAGGGCGGACGAUCAGACGUCACUCGAAGCUGAGGCGUAUGCUGCGUACAUGUGGGGAAGCUUGUUGCUCGAGCGGGAGAGCGACUGGCAAGAGGCCCUGAAACGAUUCUCGAAAGCGAAGACGAUCUACGAGCAGUUGGGGACUGUGGGGACCGUCGAGCAGCGCGUGCUGUGUCGGGAGCGCGUCGAAGAGCUCGAGCCGAGCAUACGGUACUGCAAAUACAAAAGCGGGGGUGGCGCGCAAGCGGAGGAUCUUUCCGAGCUGACGAACCAGGAGGGGCCGGGGAUGGACAUCUUGCAGUCGAAACUAGAGAUGGUGAUGGAGGAGGCUCGGGCGAAGCAGGCGGCCAGCAUGACGGAGCUGCCGUGGCAAGGACGGCGCCUCCCGGUGCGGAACGAGAAGACACGCGUGUGCAUACUGCGGGUUGACGACUUGAUGAAGGACCUGGAAGGUUCCGCGAGCAGCCCGCUGACGCACGAGCGCCGGUUGGGCAUCUACGACAAGGUGUUCGUAGCGCUGCAGGACGCCAAGAAACACGUGCGGGACGACCUGGCCUCUGCGGGAGGGGCCACCGCCCCAGCUGACGUGGCGGACGAGCUGCAGUCGCUGGACAACGCGGUGAGCGGAAUGCUUCUGCAGCGGACCAUCGAGCGGAACCAGCUGUUCGUAGAAGCCGCUAAGGCCAAGCUCGAGCGACAGGAGCGGGGGCUCCCAGGGGAGAAGGGCGAGAAGGCGGCACGGCCGGAAGACUUGGUACGACUGUACGACACGUUGCUCCAGAAUGUGUCGGAUCUUUCGGACAUCGCAACUUCGGUACGCAAUCGGAAGGAAGAGGACGUCGAACUCGAGAAGGCUUGCGAGGCGAAGCAACUUGCGCUGCGGGCCUCUAGGUGCUUCUACGUGGCCCAGUCUUACUCCAACGCAGCCAAAUUCGCGGAAGCGUACGUGCUGUUCAAGCGCGCGGCGGAACAGGCGCAAUCGGCAUCAGAAGCGUACCGAAAAGUGAAACGCCCGGACGAGAGAGACGUUGCGGACGCUCAGGACGUCUUGAGCCGCGCUCGGACGCAGCGCAGCCUGGUGCACGCCCGGGGGUGUGCUGAGGCGGCGCGCUCGGAAGAGGCCGUGCAGAAGGGGGUGAAGAAACUAGACCUGAGGGACGCGGCGGUGAAAGAUAAGGGUGAACGGAAACCAACUCUUCUAGAAGCGCUCGACGAGUACGUUCCUGCCAUAGGGGCCGCGAAUUCAAAGGAAGCUCCCCGGAUAGCGGAGAUACCCCCGGCGUUCCAAGCCGUGCCCUGUCGACCAAUCGUGUUGGAUACAGCUCUGAACGCGAUCACCUUCCCGUCACUGGAACACAAGGUUAAGAAGGAAGAGAAGAAGAGUGGCCUGCUCGGUUGGUUCCGAAGGUAGCAGACCGUGGGUUAUGUCUUGUGCGGACGAAGGUAUCAUUGCCAGCGCAGUCCUGUAUUAUGCAGAGAGUUCGAAGCCACGAGGUUGUGAGAAGCAGCACCGCGAGCGCUGCGACUCUGUUUUUGAAGCAGCCCUUGAUCAUGCACGUUGUCUGAUUAUUAGUAUGACCAGACAUCUUUG
Messenger RNA from Klebsormidium nitens, 1757 nucleotides. NCBI's taxonomy places the organism in Eukaryota, Viridiplantae, Streptophyta, Klebsormidiophyceae, Klebsormidiales, Klebsormidiaceae. The record is from the annotation of a GenBank genome assembly.